Messenger RNA from Pollicipes pollicipes, 1149 nucleotides. RefSeq names its product Methyltransferase like 5 (gene Mettl5). Gene Ontology annotation, molecular function: nucleic acid binding; rRNA (adenine-N6-)-methyltransferase activity. Gene Ontology annotation, biological process: rRNA methylation. The transcript has a single exon. The coding region runs from base 110 to 766 and encodes 218 amino acids. NCBI's taxonomy places the organism in Eukaryota, Metazoa, Arthropoda, Thecostraca, Pollicipedomorpha, Pollicipedidae. The record is from RefSeq and is a predicted model, not a curated record.
ACCUUGGGCCACCCCGCGCUCUCUACACCUUGGGCCACCCCGUGCCCCCUACACCUUGGGCCGCCCCGCGCUUCUCGUUUCGCGCCGCGCCCGCCAGGCGACGGCCGGUAUGGCUGUCUGCAUGAAGUUGUGGCAGCUGGAGGCGCUGCUGCAGCAGCUGGACGGGUUUGACCGCCCGAAGGUGACGCUGGAACAGUACGUGACGCCGCCGCACAUCGCGGCGCACCUGCUGCACACAGCGCAGGCGUCGUUCGGCGACCUGGCCGGCCGCAGCGUGGCUGACCUGGGCUGCGGCCCGGCCGUGCUGGCCGCCGGCGCCGCCGCGCUCGGCGCCGGGGCCGUGCUCGCCGUCGACAUCGACGCCGAUGCGCUGGCCGUGGCGCGUGCCAACCUGGACGACGCCGGCCUGACCGCCGUCGAGCUGCUGCACGCUGACGUGGCGCACGUGGUCGACACGUGGCGCGGCCGUGUCGACACCGUGCUCACCAACCCGCCGUUUGGCACCAAGCGCAACGCUGGCGCCGACAUGCUGUUCCUGCAGGCAGGUCUGCGGCUGGCUGAUACGGCCGUCUACUCGCUGCACAAGCGCUCCACGCGGCGUCACGUGGCGCGCCAGGCGGCCGACUGGGGCGCGCGCGCCACCGUUGUGGCCGAGCUGCGCUAUGAUCUGCCCAGCACUUACCGCUUCCACAAGCGCGCCUCGGUGGACAUCGAGGUGGACCUGUGGCGCUCCUGUCCGCAGGCGGCCGCGGACGUGGACCGCUAGGCCCGUGUCGUCUCCUCGAGCCGACACGGACCCAGUUGGCGCUGGCUUCUGAGACCUCUGCGCGAGAACUUUCCUAACGUAACAUUUCCCGAUCGCAUUCCUAACAACUUGCAUUCUGAGGUGCCACACCUGACAGGCUGUCGCGUGUUUUCGGUUUGUGUUUCUGUUUUGUGGCUCAAUUUGUGUCUGGGACCGUACGGCGCGUACGUGUGAAACGCUGACGCUCACUAGGUUUUUGCUUCGGGCCUUAUGUCGUAAUGCAGGUGCAGCGCGUCCAGUGGUGCGUCGCAUACGCUGUCUGCCUGCUUAUUGAGCUCGCAAAUGGUUUGAACCAGUGGACAAUGUUUGGAAAGGGAUGCAUGUAAUAUAUCAAGACUUGUGAA